Blumeria graminis f. sp. triticale is the source of this 909-nucleotide messenger RNA. The record is from the annotation of a GenBank genome assembly. Lineage: Eukaryota; Fungi; Ascomycota; Leotiomycetes; Helotiales; Erysiphaceae.
AUGUCUGUCAAGCCUCCACAAAUGUCUUCACCUCUCAAAAGACCACGUCUAUCACUCCAAACAAAGGCAGCCGCUCCAAUGAAACUGAACAUCGGAUCUAUGUCACCCACAUCCUUCAAUACCUUUACCAAUGCAUGCGCCUUUUUCAUAGGAAAUUCUUCUCCUAGGCCUGCGUCGACAUGCCCACCCAAACAAACAAAUAACCUGAGCCAAGGCUUCGAGCUAAGUUCGGAUAGAUCGACCAUUCCGUGUCGGGCUCCUACCACUGCAUAUCCAGGAAACGAAGACAACUUCUCGAUUAACACUAUGGUUUCAAUGCCUAUCCAUUCUGUCAAACCUGAGAAUUCAUUUUCAACCAAUGCUCCUAAUUACAAUACCCCAAGUACACCUUCUGCGGCCCGAGAACAGUCACUGUGCCAGGAAGUGCCUUAUACGCAUCCAAGAAGCCUUCGUAGUAUCUUACGAAACUCACCACUUGUUCCAUUAGUUAGUUCUACGACCCCAGCUACGUCAAACCGCUUAUCUGUGAGGAUGCCUGAGCGAAGUCCGAAAAAAGUUAGCUACAACGACCCGCUGACUCAGACGAUCCUGACCCACAAAUAUAUCAAGUCUCACAUUGAUCUUCUUACUGACUAUUUAUCAUACCCCGCGAUCGAAUCUAAAACUGGAAUCAAUGCAAAAGGUACUACCGUUUUACACCCAGAAGAGGAGGUUGUUGUAGAUGUUUCAACAUCAGAACUAUCAGAAGAAAAUAACACAAAUACGAUGGAGGUAACUUGGGAUGAUGCUGCAACCCAAAAGCGGAAACGGUCACAAUCACUCCGAAAUUAUGAAUGGGCCAUUAAUAUUCCCGAGGUCAAGCUGGUUGAAGAAAUGCCUCUCAGGAGAACCUCAAUCUCGAGGCUGUAA